This is a messenger RNA of Homo sapiens (human), 487 nucleotides long. RefSeq names its product ubiquitin like 5 (gene UBL5). Gene Ontology annotation, cellular component: Cajal body; nucleus; cytoplasm. The record is from RefSeq and is marked validated. The transcript is spliced from 5 exons. The coding region runs from base 159 to 380 and encodes 73 amino acids. Lineage: Eukaryota; Metazoa; Chordata; Mammalia; Primates; Hominidae.
AACUGCGACCGGGGUUCAGCGCUCGGGUGAGGAGCUGGUGGCGUCGGCAGGUUCGAGGCGAUUCGAGGUGAGGGGGUCAAGCGGAGAGGCUCGGAGUCGGAGAAAGCUGUCGCGACCCAGCCACCCAGGGUCUGGGGUCGGUGGGAGCUCCAGCUAGGAUGAUCGAGGUUGUUUGCAACGACCGUCUGGGGAAGAAGGUCCGCGUUAAAUGCAACACGGAUGAUACCAUCGGGGACCUUAAGAAGCUGAUUGCAGCCCAAACUGGUACCCGUUGGAACAAGAUUGUCCUGAAGAAGUGGUACACGAUUUUUAAGGACCACGUGUCUCUGGGGGACUAUGAAAUCCACGAUGGGAUGAACCUGGAGCUUUAUUAUCAAUAGAUGAGAAUCCUCAUCUUCCUGCCCCGCUUUCCUCUCCCAUCCUCAUCCCCCACACUGGGAUAGAUGCUUGUUUGUAAAAACUCACCUUAAUAAAGACUUAGAUGUUG